Molecule: messenger RNA, 1900 nt
Organism: Dunckerocampus dactyliophorus (ringed pipefish)
Lineage: Eukaryota; Metazoa; Chordata; Actinopteri; Syngnathiformes; Syngnathidae
Gene: hsd17b12b
Product: hydroxysteroid (17-beta) dehydrogenase 12b
Exons: 11
Coding region: 155-1114 (319 amino acids)
Cellular component (GO): endoplasmic reticulum
Molecular function (GO): oxidoreductase activity
Source: RefSeq, a predicted model, not a curated record
CAGGCAGCCAAGCACUAUUGACGUCAACCAACGCGGAAGUUACGUCCUAAAUCUAGGCGCAUAUGCAUUUUGUUCACUUGUUAAACGCAAACAUUUUUAAGCUAGAGUUCUGUCAUUGUCAGAAUACACUAACUAAGGUGUGCUAGUGGGAGUUAUGUCGUCCAGUGGAGAAAUAGUGCUUCGGGCCGUGGAGACGCCGCUCUUCUGGCUUGGAGCUAUCACCGCGGCCUGGCUGUCAGUGUGCUCCGUGUGCCGGCUACUAGCCGGGAUCAAGGUGUGGGUGUUGGGUAACGGGCGGCUUGUAUCACCCGAUAAACUCGGCAAGUGGGCAGUUGUAACAGGAGCAACAGAUGGAAUCGGCAAAGCCUACGCUGAAGAGCUGGCACGCAGGGGCUUUGCCAUUGUACUCAUUAGUCGCUCUCAAGAAAAGCUGGAUGAAGUGUCCAAAGCAAUUGAAAGCAAAUGCGGCGUGAAGGCAAAAACCAUUGCAGCAGACUUUAGUUCAACAGAUAUUUACGCAAAGAUUGCAGAUGGACUUGCAGGGCUGGAGAUUGGUGUAUUGGUGAACAAUGUUGGAACAUCCUAUUCCUACCCAGAAUUCUUCCUCAGCAUCCCCAGUCUUGAUACUUUUAUUGACACCAUGGUCAAUGUCAACAUAACAUCAGUGUGUCAGAUGACACGCCUUGUUUUGCCUCAAAUGGCUGAAAGGAAGAAGGGCGCCAUCCUCAACAUCUCCUCUGCCAGUGGAAUGUACCCCGUUCCUCUGCUUACUGUCUAUUCUGCAACAAAGGCAUUUGUGGACUUCUUCUCACGAGGACUGGAAGCUGAAUACAAGAACAAAGGGAUUAUCAUCCAGAGUGUUCUGCCUUUUUUCGUAGCAACGAAACUGAGUAAAAUCCGAAAGGCCACUUUGGACAAGCCAAGUCCGGAGCGCUACGUCGCUGCUGAGCUCAACACUGUGGGCCUCCAGACCCAAACCAACGGCUACCUGCCUCAUGCCAUCAUGGGUUGGGUGAGCACAGCUCUGCUCCCUGCCAACAUCCUCAGCAGACACCUGAUGGGAAUGGGUUUGUCCCAGCGUGCUCGUUACCUCAAGAAGCAGAAGCAGGGCUAGCUCAGCGGUGGCCGGGAGUGGAAGCAGAGCGGACCAGCGGUGCUCAUGCCUCGUCUGACUAGCAGCAUCAUCAUCAUCAGCGCGGACCAAGAAGAGCAAACCCCGACAGUUGCUGGGAACCAAAUCAGUUUCCCUCCCCAUAGAAACGGCAAGUCAUAGAUGAUGCAAGGCAGCUUGUGGCCUCAAUCUGUGAUGUGCAUUAGUCAUCCGCUUUAGUCAGCUAAUUGCAUAUUCUCAUGUCUGUGUUAAAUCCUAACAAAGCACGUAACAAUGCGUUUAAAGGUUAAUAUGGGUGUUAUCUACCACUUCCGCGUCCAAAUCAUGUUUUUUUGUUUAACUUUAUAUGUAAUGGACUACAAAGGUAAAAUGUUUGUUUUUUUUUAAUUGUCUCAACCUGCAUUGAAAUUUUACAUCUAAAACACACCAGUGAAAACGUAAAUCAUGUGACUCACUCAGUGACCACAGAAUUAGGUACACCUGGAUCUAAUGAGGUCCAAUACAAGAGACCUGUCAUUAUUCAGAUAUACCUAAAGCUGUGGCUCGCAAGUGUAUGUGCAUAUGUCUUGCGAGGAGUUGUGCUAUUAAAUCACCCUGCAGAUUGCGAGCAGGAAGUAAGCCGCAUGCAUAGUUGUCCGUCUCCUUUCUGCGGUGUGAUUGUAUUAACAUACCAGUCAUGUCCUCAAUGCAUGAGUAUUGUCAUUAUGGAGAACACUUGUAUAUUACUCACUUAUAAUCUUUUUAGGGUUUGGCUGUGGUGUAAGCAAUUAAAACGUUUUUGAAGAGUUA